AUGCCGCUACCACCGAACGUAAAGCAGUCUCACUUUCUUGUCGGAUGGGUUUGCAUUCUCCAGGAAGAAUAUUCUGCAGUUCGGCAUGUCUUGGACAAAAGAUAUGGUACGGACCACGAAGCCGGCUUCAUAUCAGGCAAGGGCGACUCGAAUACAUACGAAUUGGGCCGCAUUGGUGAGCACUAUGUGGUUAUCAACCUUCCUCCAGCUGGGAUCUACGGUCAGAUCUCGGCUUUCAAGAUCGUGAGCGGUAUGAAGAGUACAUUUCCUCACAUGCGCUUUUGGAUGCUUGUUGGAAUUGGCGGAGGAGUUCCAUCCCAGAGGGCCGAUAUUCGACUGGGUGAUGUUGUCCUCGGCACGGCAGUCCUUCCCUACAAGACGGGCAAGCAGCUAGAAAAAAGCUUCAAAAUCACCGGCAAGACAAGGCAACCCCCGGUUGAGCUUUUGAGUGUUGUUACACAGCUUAGGCACAAACUGGACCAUGGAUUAUCGUUGGAACAGAGCAUGGAGGAUGUGCUUCAGCGGCGACUGAUUUCGCAGCAUGACCCCGGGAGGAAAUAUCGCCGCCCAGCAAUCGAUCACCUAUGGAGGAGCGAUUAUAUACAUCAAGACGGCGAAUGUGCCUGCCUCCACAAACAGCCAAAUGAUACUUCCAGAUCAAUCCAACGUGAACAGCCUUCUACUGGGCAGCUCAUACAAACACACUGCGGUAUCAUUGGAUCAGCGGAUCAGGUCAUGAAGAAUGCGAAAAAGCGAGAUGAAAUAGGCCGUAAGGAAGACGUGAUCUGUUUCGAGAUGGAAGCCACGGCUGUAAUGGAAGCAGCAGCUGGCAACCAAGCGCUAAACCGCUGCAUCUCGAUUCGAGGCAUCUCAGACUACUCUGAUGGGCACAAAAAUGAUUCAUGGCACGACUAUGCAGCUUUAUCGGCAGCAGUUUGUGCUGCGGAGCUGUUGAAGUGUCUUGCGUUAAGUUCUGUUCGCAGAAUGACAAUCGAGAUGGCUCCAGACGAGAUAGCAGACCUUAUCCAGGGCGCUGUUAACGCCGCCGAAGGGAGGAUCAACCAACAGAAGCAAUUCGCUGAAGAUGAAAUGAAACUCAUGCGGGUCACCUGCCAGAAGCUGCUGGAUGAAACAAUCCAUGGUCUGAAGGAGCAGGCUGAGCUUGAAGCUGCCAGAGCUGACUACGUGACUCGAUUUGAGUGGGAAGAAUUCACAAAGCAAAUCGAAACUACAGCAAAGAAGUCAAGCAAAUUAGCUACAGCUGAAGAAAUUCUCGAUACAGCUGGCGAACUUACCGACAACAUUAUCCAAGAUGCAAAGGGCAAAGGGGACGGUUCUUAUGCGAAAUACUUCAAAUUCGGAUCGCGAUUCACCAAACUUGCCAUGAACUUCAGAGGGGCUGGAAGUAAGACCACAGCCACAAACAGCGUGACCAUUUCUCCAUCAUUCAUACCGCCAACUCCUCCAACAUCCUCGCAGUCUAGCCAUAAAGACACUCAGUCUGGGCCGGCUACCCCCACACGACCGGCACCUACAGUGCCUCGGUUCGGAUAUGAGCAACCUUCAAUUCCGCCACGGCCUCAGAGAACCUUACUCAGUAGGGAUAGACUACCAAAUGGGUCUCCCUCAGGCCCUCCCGCUCAACUAGCAGAGAUAUUGACCGGUGGCUUGCAAGAAAGAAGCACUGGGGAGACACCAAGGUCUGCCUCUCUGCUUCAUUAA
Fusarium musae is the source of this 1722-nucleotide messenger RNA. RefSeq lists its product as uncharacterized. Gene Ontology annotation, molecular function: catalytic activity. The record is from RefSeq and is a predicted model, not a curated record. The coding region runs from base 1 to 1722 and encodes 573 amino acids. The transcript is spliced from 2 exons. Gene Ontology annotation, biological process: nucleoside metabolic process. Lineage: Eukaryota; Fungi; Ascomycota; Sordariomycetes; Hypocreales; Nectriaceae.